This is a messenger RNA of Vicia villosa (hairy vetch), 981 nucleotides long. RefSeq lists its product as uncharacterized. The transcript has 7 exons. Lineage: Eukaryota; Viridiplantae; Streptophyta; Magnoliopsida; Fabales; Fabaceae. The coding region runs from base 152 to 730 and encodes 192 amino acids. Gene Ontology annotation, molecular function: peptidyl-tRNA hydrolase activity. The record is from RefSeq and is a predicted model, not a curated record. Gene Ontology annotation, cellular component: mitochondrion; cytosol.
UUGGUAAAGGGUGUAAUUAGCAGUUUUCAAAGAGUUCUUUCGGUGUUGUGAUUUUUUAUUUUACUAAUUAUUAAAAUCUUCGGAACCCUAAGACCUCCUUAUCGGAACCCUAAAAUCCCAACCGUGAUCUUCAGCUUCCGAAGCGAUUGAAAUGGAAGUAUCAUGGUUGAGUGCAAUUUUGGUCGGUGCCGGUUAUCUCGCUUUCGGUUACUUCAUUGGUUCUCACUAUCCCCAUCGUUUCUUUUUCUCCAAUAGAUUUUCAUCCCCUAAAGACAAAGAUGCUUCGCUUCUCAAUAACAACAACAACAGUAAGCAGAAGAAGAAUAGUAAGCCCAAAACCAAAGACUCACUUGAGGUUGAACAGCUCGCGGAAAUUCUCGAGGAUUUUAAGAUGAUACUCGUUGUAAGAAAUGAUCUUAAAAUGGGUAAAGGAAAAAUUGCAGCUCAAUGCAGUCAUGCAACAUUGGGACUCUACAAAAAGGUUCUUUAUCGAGCUCCAAAAGCUUUAAAUAGGUGGGAGAUGUCCGCACAGCCCAAGGUUGUUGUCAAAAUUGAAAGUGAGGAAGAUAUGCUGGCUUUGCAAGAAAGAGCUAAAUCUCUGAAGUUACCUACUCAUAUAACAAUUGAUGCUGGGCGAACACAGAUUGCACCAAAUUCCAGAACGGUGAUGGCAAUUCUCGGACCUGUUGAAGUGGUAGAUGAGGUAACAGGUGGACUGAAACUUCUUUAAUUGUCCAAUGAAGGCGGUUAGUUAUUCACCGUUGGGUGUUCAUGAAGGACGUGUUCAUGAAGGAUAAGACUUUAAACGAUAUGGAACUUUACGUCCUUAGAGCCCCGGGAAGAUUUGGCAUGUUCUUUACCCACUCAAAAUUUUGUAGUUUAUUUUCAGUUGACAGUAAUGAUGACGAUGAAAAACUUGUACUUGGAAUCACGAAACUAGUAGUAAAUACAGACGGUUGCAAUUCAUUGUUUUAUCUGAAA